Frankliniella occidentalis (western flower thrips) is the source of this 3156-nucleotide messenger RNA. It is a transcript of the gene Rap1, whose product is annotated as ras-related protein Rap1. NCBI's taxonomy places the organism in Eukaryota, Metazoa, Arthropoda, Insecta, Thysanoptera, Thripidae. Gene Ontology annotation, biological process: negative regulation of synaptic vesicle exocytosis; Rap protein signal transduction; cellular response to cAMP. The record is from RefSeq and is a predicted model, not a curated record. Gene Ontology annotation, molecular function: GTPase activity; GDP binding; GTP binding. Bases 273 to 827 code for a protein of 184 amino acids. The transcript has 5 exons. Gene Ontology annotation, cellular component: plasma membrane.
UUACAGUUGAUUUCUGUUCAUCGAGCAAAUUGGUUAUCUAGAGAAUUUUAAAGAAAAUUCCGACGUGUUGGCCGCAUUGGCUCAAUCCCUGGCCACCUUUGUGUCGGUCUUGCGGGCCGAUUUGCGAAGAGGUUUGGAUUGCUCCGUGUCCUUAAUUCGACGGAACAUGGCAUUUUGUUGUGCUUAAUUAGGGAAAGGAGUGGAAAGGGGCGGGAGCCGGCCCAUUACACAAGUGAAAUUUUUAUCCCUUAAGAAACACACUGAAUUCAAGAAUGCGUGAAUAUAAGAUUGUUGUUCUUGGAAGUGGUGGUGUAGGAAAAUCAGCUUUAACUGUGCAAUUUGUACAGGGGAUAUUUGUAGAGAAAUAUGACCCUACUAUUGAAGACAGUUAUCGGAAACAAGUAGAAGUAGACGGUCAGCAAUGUAUGCUGGAAAUUCUUGAUACUGCGGGCACUGAACAAUUUACAGCAAUGAGAGAUUUAUAUAUGAAAAAUGGCCAAGGAUUUGUUUUGGUAUAUUCAAUCACUGCGCAGUCAACUUUCAAUGACCUACAAGAUCUGCGGGAACAGAUAUUACGGGUCAAAGAUACUGAUGAUGUACCGAUGGUGCUAGUUGGCAACAAGUGUGAUUUGGAAGAUGAAAGAGUUGUUGGAAAGGACCAAGGAGUGAAUCUUGCCCGACAAUUCAAUUGUGCCUUCAUGGAAACCUCUGCAAAAGCAAAGAUCAAUGUUAAUGAUAUAUUUUAUGACCUAGUGCGACAAAUCAACAAGAAGUCUCCAGAAAAGAAACAGAAGCAGAAGAAGAAGAGUGUUUGUGUUCUUCUUUAAGAAUCUCAGUGAACAGUUAUGAACAAAAUGGUAUGCACUGCAAGUAGCCAAGUGGGUGGCUGGGAACAGUGGUGCAGUGUGUCAAAUACCACUAUAUGCAUGGUACCCGAUAUCUGUCUCCAAUGGGAACCAAGUCAGGAAUGACGUAGGAGUGCACAAAGAAGCAUUUAUUGCUAGCAUUCUCCAAGGAGUGUUUGCUGCCUUCUUGAGGGUACUUUAUUUCUUUAUUAAUACGAUUUUAACCUGUCUCUGUCCUUUAAAUUGCACAUCACUGUCUGUUUUAUCUAAAUUUUAACUUUGAUUUUUUAGUACCACCUAAAUUUUAACAUCAUUCUCUCUGGGUAGCCUGUUUUAGCAAAAGUUGGAAACCCAUGGUGCCCUUGUGUCUUCCAUAUGUUGGGUGCCAGGAAGGGUGCCAGGAUAACAGCAUUCUCAUGCCUGGGUCCCGUACCUGCCUUCUUCCCUUAAACCAUGCAUGUCAAACUGCCAAGCUCUUUGUACAUUUGUGCAGAAUUCAUCCAUAUGUUGUAAUUAUGGUGACACAGUAUUGUUUCCUACUCCUUUCUGAUGUGUAGAAACUGUUCAUAUGUAGUACUUGUUUCUAUCAAGACUUAAUGAUGAGUGUCAAAAGUUAAUUAUUGCAUAUAUAAAUAGAAAAAUAUAUAUAUAUAAAUAUAUUACCUGUUUUUUUCUCUUUCUUUGGAGUGUCAUAUUGAUUGUUAAAAGGUAUAUGUAAUAUAACUGGCUGCUCAUCCAGUUAGCUCCUCUGAGCUGCUACUUGAUCCUCCUCUUUUUGAGACAAAAUGUUGAACAUUAAGCCCUAGGAAGUUCAUGAUAGACGAAUCAAACAACACUAUUUUGAUACCUCUAUCAUGUGAACUUUUAAGUUUGCUUUUAUCCUUGUCCACCAUGGAAGUGUUCUGUAAUUUUUUUUUUCUUAGUUUACUGAAAUUUAGAGUGAUGAUAUUUGUACAUGUGGCAUGGCACUGAUCGUGUUAUUGUCUUAUUUUUAACCUAAAAGCUGGCUUAUGAGAUUUGUGUAUGUUUCAUUUUUUUGUUGAUUUCCAGUUUUGUUUCUGUGGUGCGGAAAUUUUGUCUUUUAGAUGCAGCCCUGCCUUGAAUUUUCCUGAGGAAAAGUAUUUUCUAGAUAAUGACUUCUGUGUUAACUAAUUGUAUUAGUCUUUGAAGUUUAUGAGCAAAGCAAGUUUGGACUAUGGUACUUGCAACUAAUUCAAAACAAAAUUUUAUGAUAAAUUUUGAUUUAAUGUUUGAAAUUUUCAGUCUGAUAAUUGCUGACCUGUUUUUAAAUAUUUUUUAUCAUUGAUGCCAACAGAAAACUGAUAGUUUUACAGCAGCCAAGUAUAGAGCAGAAAUUUUGAAGUGAGAUUACAUAUCAGUGUCACUCAAUAUUUUCUUCAGAGAAAACAGUUUCAUUUUCAGGCAAUAGACCUGUUUUGAAUUUGGCAUUAAGAUUCAACAAUUUUAAUUCAGUACCUGUAUCAUAGGGUUGUUUCUUCUGCUUAGCUCUUUUUAUGGAAUCCUUCAUGAUUAAUUUUUACUUUUAAGAUGCCCUUCCUUCUGUUUUUGUUUUCUCCCUCCGGGAUUUGUUCCUUCCUGUAGCUUUGUGAAAUGACUGGCUUAUGUGUCUUCCGCAGGGUCUGUCAAUGGGUUUUCAUAGAAUGCCAAUCCCAUUUUAUUUAUUAUGUGUAUGUGUCAAGUCAUUAUGUGGUUUUCAGUUCAUUGUUAACAGGCAAAAUGGAGUUGGCAUUCUUGUUUCCCAAUACGGAACAAGCAGUCCCUGUGCCUUACCUUGCCAGUCGCAAAGGGCUCAGAACAGGAAAAUUUAGUAUGUGCUAAUAAAUGUUAAUUUAUGGGUCACCAAAGUCUGUAAAUGAAACUGUUAUUUUGGAGAUGAGCAUAUUUCUGUUACACUACAUAUUCAGCAUUAGUGCUUGGAUUGUUAUGAUUUGUUUUAGCACCUUACUGAAGCCACUGUAAGUUAAAUUUGACACCUUUAAUUUUGCUUGUUAACUUCAUUCAAGAUGAAUUCCUUGUUAAGAUGCAUGUUUACUCUGUAAUAAAAAUCCUAUAGUUUUUCACUUUCAUGUCAAGUUGGUGCUGUUUUUUGGAUCAAUUUUCAGCAUGAUAUAGCACAAAGGUUCUGUUUAUAUAUAGAAUCAUCUGUAAUCAAUUUCUGGUGAAUUAAGUAAUGUCCCAAUCAUCUAUUGACUCUGUUCUUUAAUGAGCUCUUGAAUAGUUUAAAAGUUAGUGUCUGAUAAACAAUCUCCACCUUCUGUUGUGAAAAAAAUUAAAAAUGUUACAAACUUUA